Diabrotica balteata is the source of this 2264-nucleotide messenger RNA. NCBI's taxonomy places the organism in Eukaryota, Metazoa, Arthropoda, Insecta, Coleoptera, Chrysomelidae. The record is from the annotation of a GenBank genome assembly.
CGGUUCCAAAAUUCCUAAUCCCCCCUUUAACAUGCCGUAAAGAAAACAAAACGCGAUAUUCUUUACCCGAACAAAUUAAAUUUGACCUUAUUAGUUUCUAUUUUAAUCGAGACCUAAAACAUCAAACCCGAUAACUUUAUAUCACUCCGAGCUUUGGUAUGGUAAAGUUGACAUUGACUGCAGCAGUGAACUUGAUUUUGAAAAUGGUAAAAGAUAACACUAGUUUCGAAAUCAGCGGCCCGCCGCCUCACGAGGCUCUAAAGAAUGAGACUUUGGGGCAAGCUUUUUUAAAAGUUUUGUUGGAAAAUCCGUAUGGACACAAAAUUAUGAUUGACUCACACACUGGUAAAGAACUCACAAGCCAAAAGCUGCUGGAGGAGUCAUGUCAACUUGCCGAAGCAUUAAGAGCCUAUGGUUGUACUUCAAACACAGCUAUCUGUAUAGGAAGCGAGAAUAAUCUCGAGUUCUUUGUACCGAUUAUGGCUUCUAUUUUUGCAGGCACAAUUAUGGCACCACUUAAUGUAAAUUACACAGACCAGGAACUGAAGCACACGCUAAAUAUAACCAAACCAAUAUUGGCUUUUUGCUCAAAACGUGUAACAAAAAGGUACCUAGCACUACAACGCGAUAUGAAAUUUAUCGAAAAAAUUAUCGUUAUAGACAGUGACGAAGAAAUCGAAGGAACUGAAACCAUGAAAUCAUUUAUAAAACGACUUCUCAAAGGAAAACUGGUCUCUCCUCAAAAGUUUAUUCCUUUUGAUGGUGACCCAAAAGAGAACGUAGCCUUCGUAUUAUGUUCUUCUGGCACUACUGGUCUUCCUAAAGGAGUAAUGUUGACACAUUUUAAUGUAGUUACACGAUUAUUACAGUCCAGAUAUCCAGAUUACUUAUCACAUCAUUCCAUAGUGCUUGGACUAAUGCCCUUCUUUCACUCAUACGGAUUAUUUUUCGGCCUGACGUCAUUCUUUAACAGACAUCUCACAAUUAUGAUGGAUAAGUUUUCGGAAGACUCGUUUUUGAAAGCACUUCAAGACUACAAAGUAUCAGUUGUAAGACUGGCUCCACCCUUAGCGAUUUUCUUGGCAAAAAGUCCUAAAGUAAACAAAUACGACUUGUCCUCUGUCGCAGAAAUAUUCUCAGCAGGAGCUCCUUUAAGUGGAAAAACAGAAGUCAAACUUAAGCAGAGGUUAAACCUUAAAGCAAUUCAUCAAGCUUAUGGAUGCACUGAAGGAACCUUGGCGCUAACUAUCAUGAAUAAGGAUGUCUACAGGCCGGGAUCCUGUGGUAAAGUUAUCACAUACAUGAAAUGCAUCGUUCGAGAUCCCGAAACAGGCAAAUCUCUGGGCCCCCAUCAAGUAGGAGAACUCUGUUAUAAAGGACCAACAGUUAUGAAAGGCUACUACAGAAAUCCUGAGGCUACUAGGAACUCUUUCACAGAUGACGGGUGGCUAAGAACUGGUGAUCUUGGGUAUUAUGAUGAUGAACAGUAUUUUUAUGUGGUAGACAGAUUGAAGGAAUUAAUAAAAUAUAAUGGAUAUCAGGUAGCACCAGCAGAAUUAGAAGCUAUCCUAGUUAACCAUCCAAAAGUAUUUGAAGCUGGAGUAGUAGGUCUUCCAGACGAAAGAGCUGGUGAAUUACCAUUAGCUUUUGUUGUAAAGAAAGAAGGUCAGAUUGUAUCAGAAAAAGAACUUCAAGAUUAUGUAGCAGAAAAAGUAUCGUCGCAGAAAAAACUAAGAGGCGGAGUUAUCUUUGUACCUUCAAUACCCAAAAAUCCUAGCGGCAAAAUUUUAAGAAAAGACUUGAAGAAAUUAGUAUUUAACUAUCGAAGUAGGGUUCCGUCCAAGUUGUAAAAAUAUUUUAGAAUAACUGAAGCCUAAUCUCUUGUUCCUCUCUAGCAGCGGUACCUACGAUAUUUUAUCUUGAUUUAAUUUUGUUCCACUACAACUAUUUAUUUAUAUUUGUAUAGUGACAAAUGAGUGUAAAUUGUAUGUAAAACUAUUAAAUCAUUGAAAUAGAGCACCUAUACGAAACAUUUAAAACAACUUGUGCUCAAUAAGAAUUUUACAAAAGUAUUUAAUACAUGAAGCACCAGGCUAAGAUCCAUGAGAAAUAAAACACCUUGAUACACAAUUUGAAAACUAUUUUUCUCGUUUUUAUUUUUUUGAAUAUUUAAAUAUGUUUAAAAUAGAUCAUUUUAAAUAAUUUUUACAUUGUAAAUCUUAAAUUGUAAUAUAUUUAAAACUACUUAAUAAAAUAUUUAAAAC